UGGUAUUUGUGUAUCUAUAUAUAUCUAAACAUAGAAAAGGUACAAUAAGAAUACAGAAUUAUAUAUGUAAUCUUAUAUAUUACAUAUAUGCAGUCUGUACUUGACUGAAACAUCAUUUGUGGCACAUGACUGUAAUUGAAAAUUAAUAUCCUAGGUAUAUAAACAAACAGUAGAUGAGACAGAAAAGACAUUAGAAGUACGCCUCAACGUGGAAUGUAAAGACUUUGGAGAUUACCUGUAGAUAUAAACAUAUUAUUUAAAUUAUUUCCUAUUACCUGAAGUUUAAAAAAAUGACAGGUUUUGGGGCUUUGGGAAGAGGGCAUAAAAAAGGAAAAACUUAUCAAGAAACAUGCCCUCGGGAAGGAAACUGUGUGCCUAAAAGCUAGACGUGAAUAGGAUUGCCAUCUGCAGAUAAGAAGGCAAGGCCUCCAGUGUUUGGGAAGACAUCACUUCAAGAUUGUAAUGUGACAGAAGAGACUGAGAACUACCCUAGUCGCAUUUAUGUAGUCGCCACUCCUGUGAUAUCUGAGCGAAAGCAACAGCAUGACCGCCGAUGCUGCAGCUGUGACUGUCACCUGGGCACUCAGCUCUGCAGUUGUUCCUUUUAAGACCAAGCUACAGCUCAAAGUAGUCCGAUAUUCAAAUUUGAGGCCACACCAAAACUAUAAAAUAGAUCUUCAUGUAGUUGAAAUGAGUAGUAUAUGACAAAAUCCUGCAGAAUAAAGGAGAAAAUGACUCCCCAAACUGUCCUUCUUCAUUACUUCAUGUGGCUUCAAUGCUGCCUUUAAGGAGAAGCGGUCUCUUUGAAUGAGAAGGCUUAUUAGCCAAACAUCAUUUUUAUGAUAGCUACCAUUUAUUUACACACCUACUGUGUGCCAAGCAUCGUGCUAGCCAUUUCGUUUCGUUCACCAGGUAUACAAUAAAGUACAAAACAAAUCUAGACCCCAAGGUCAUGGCUCACAGCCUAGCAGAGGAGAUAAACUUCAAGCAAGUAACAAAUAAAUGAUUCAAAAUUAUAAUGAAGGCUAUAAAGGAAAAGAAGAGGUUACUAAGACAAAUUAUAACAGAGAUUGAGUGUGUAGGGAAUUUCGUUAAGACGAUUUCAGCUACGAGGAAAAGAAACUCUGAACCACAAAGUGGCCUGCGCAAUAAAGAAGUUUCUUCUCUCGGUAGCUCAUGGAGAGCUAGAGCAGGUUUUGCUUCUGGUGGGUUUCAGUGGCUCAACCAUAUUAUCAGGUGCCUGCCUGGGUUCUUGUUUUUGCUCUGCUGUCCACAGUAUCAAUUUCCUUUUAAGCCUGAGUCUUUUUAUGGUUAUAAGCAGUCUCAAAAAAAUUAGAUGUUUAUUUUUCCCUCACUUAAAGAGUGGCAACUAGGAUUUCUUGUCUUCUUGGUCAUGUCCAGCAGGAGAGGGAAAGAGGAGUAUGCUAGGACUAAGUCCUUCCCUUCGGGCUAAUUGGUGCAGUGUGGCAGAAAGACUGCUAGUUUUGCAUCAAGAUCCAUGAUCCUAAGUUUUCAGUGGGGCACAGAGCCACCUGGAACAAAGAUUACAUUUCCCAGCUUUCCUAAGAACCAGGUGUGUGGCCUUUUGACUAUUUUGGCAAUAGAGAUAAGUGGAAAUGAUUUCUGGGUUCUAUUCUUACAAGGAAGGGGUGUAGCCUUCCCUGUCCCUUCUUGCUUCCCGCUGCUGCAAUGUGAAUAUGAUCUGAAGAUCUACAGCCACAUGUGAAGAUAACAAGGCAAUAUGGACCCUGAGUGCUUGACAGCUAUAACACCAUCCCGGCCCCUGGCUGUCUCCUUCCUCACUUCUUUUAAAUGAGGGACAGACAUGAAUUUCUGUUUCAUUCAAACCACUAAUUAGGAGAGUUUUCUGCCAUGUGAAGCUCCAAACUAAUAUAUUUUCCUUAAGUCAUUGCCCAGACAAGGCUGGGUACAGUGGAUCAUACCUGUAAUCUCAGUGCUUUCCGAGGCUGAAGCAGGAGGAUCGCUUGAGCCCAUGAGUUUGAGGCUGCAGUGAGCUAUGAUGGCACCACUGUACACCAACCUGAGCAACAGAGCAAGACCCUGUCUCUGAAAACUAAAGUUGUUGGCAGACAGAGGAAUGCCAUAGCUGACCAACUUCUUCCUGUGAACCUCUAGAAAGUUCUUCCUAAAUUGGCUCCAAAGGUUAUCCAGCAUCAAAAGAACAGAUAAAAGCCUAUUUCUGCCUUUUCUGUGUCACAUGAUGUUCUCUACAAGAUUGCUUCUCUCUGCCUGAAUUUCUCAUCCAGCAAUCCAGUUAGGCUGAAAUGAGUAGCAGGCCAUCUCUCUUAAGUAUGUAAAAGAAGAAAAUUUGUUGUUCUCUUUUUCUUACCUGGGGAGUGUCUGGCCACUCAUGAAGGAGAUGUUUCCAGCUGCUUUCAUCCCUUUGUUCCAAGGAUAUGAAGAAAGAAAAAGAGGUAAGAUGGUGAAGAAAAAUCUCAGAAGGAAAGGCUCAGAAGAGGAAGCUGAAUGAAUGAGCAGUCUCCUCCUGGCAACCUUCAUUCAACACAAAACAAAAGGCCUCCAUCUCCUGUACAGCCCGCGCUCCAUGGAAUUGGCCAGAGAUUCAAAUGUUCCUCAUAGGUGGAAGAAUAAAUUCUUCCUCCUGCUUGCCUGCAGCGGGGGUGAGGGAGAGGGGACUCAGCCAGAUGCUGAAUUCCUCAGACAGCUGACAGGUUCCCAGUUUCCAGGACCAGCUGUUCAGGAGCAUCCCGGACGAGAGCCAGGCACAUUUGAGACUUGGAUCCAACUAAAGACUGCCGCAGAUUCUUCUGCAGCAAUGUCGGUGUUAGAAGAAAAUCGGCCGUUUGCUCAACAGUUAUCCAAUGUCUACUUUACAAUACUUUCACUGUUCUGUUUUAAGCUUUUUGUGAAAAUCAGCCUUGCCAUCCUCAGUCAUUUCUACAUCGUGAAAGGCAACCGCAAGGAAGCGGCAAGGAUAGCAGCUGAAUUUUAUGGAGUAACCCAAGGACAAGGUUCCUGGGCAGAUCGAUCACCACUACAUGAAGCAGCAAGUCAAGGUCGCCUUCUUGCUCUGAGAACAUUAUUAUCACAGGGUUAUAAUGUAAAUGCAGUAACCUUAGACCAUGUCACCCCAUUGCAUGAAGCCUGCCUUGGAGAUCACGUGGCAUGUGCCAGAACUCUGCUGGAAGCAGGAGCUAAUGUAAAUGCAAUCACGAUAGAUGGCGUGACUCCGUUAUUCAACGCAUGCUCCCAGGGCAGUCCAAGCUGUGCAGAGCUGCUUCUGGAGUAUGGCGCCAAAGCCCAGCUGGAGUCAAGUCUUCCAUCCCCCAUGCAUGAGGCUGCCAGUAAAGGUCACCAUGAAUGUCUUGACAUCCUGAUAUCCUGGGGCAUAGAUGUUGACCAAGACAUUCCUCAUUUGGGAACUCCUCUCUAUGUAGCUUGUAUGUCACAGCAAUUCCAUUGCAUCUGGAAGCUUCUUUAUGCUGGUGCUGAUGUACAGAAAGGCAAAUAUUGGGAUACUCCAUUACACGCUGCUGCUCAACAAUCCAGCACAGAAAUUGUAAACUUACUGCUAGAAUUUGGAGCAGAUAUCAAUGCCAAAAAUACAGAGCUUCUGCGACCUAUAGAUGUAGCUACGUCUAGCAGUAUGGUGGAAAGAAUACUGCUUCAACAUGAAGCUACCCCAAGCUCUCUUUACCAACUUUGCCGACUCUGUAUCCGAAGCUACAUAGGAAAACCAAGAUUGCAUCUUAUCCCACAGCUCCAGCUGCCAACGUUACUGAAGAAUUUCUUACAGUAUCGAUAAAACAGUAAAGUAAUUCUAAAUA
Symphalangus syndactylus (siamang) is the source of this 3809-nucleotide messenger RNA. RefSeq names its product ankyrin repeat and SOCS box containing 5 (gene ASB5). Gene Ontology annotation, biological process: protein ubiquitination; positive regulation of protein catabolic process; intracellular signal transduction. The record is from RefSeq and is a predicted model, not a curated record. Gene Ontology annotation, molecular function: protein binding. Lineage: Eukaryota; Metazoa; Chordata; Mammalia; Primates; Hylobatidae.